AUGGACUUAGUUUAUGAUGUUCAGUGGGCAAAAAAAGCUGGCUGCAAAGUGAUCGGGACAUGUUCUUCAGAUGAGAAAGUGGAAUUUCUUAAGGGCAUUGGAUGUGAUCGGCCAAUUAAUUACAAGAAGGAAAACAUGAAAGACAUUCUAAAAUCAGAAUUUCCUAAUGGUGUUGAUGUUGUCUAUGAAUCUGUGGGCGGUGAGAUGUUUGAGACCUGUGUAGACAGCUUGGCUGUAAAAGGAAGACUUAUAAUUAUUGGUUACAUUUCCCAGUAUACUGGUGAGAAUAAACUGCUGGAAGUCAAACCCGAUCUCCCUCGUAAGCUUCUGACAAAAUCGGCCAAUAUUGGUGGGUUCUUCAUGCCCCACUACAUGAACUUAAUUCCUGAAUAUGUAAAGAAAUUGGUGACCAUGAAAUUGCAGAAUGAAAUUGAAAGCAGUGUUGAUCAGGGAAUUAAUGCACCAUCCAAGUUUGUUGGCAUUGAUAAAUUGGUGGAUGCUGUUGAGUACAUGUACUCUGGAAAAAGUCGUGGCAAAGUUGUAGUGGAAUUAAAUCCAUCAUCUUAA
Messenger RNA from Acanthosepion pharaonis, 567 nucleotides. Lineage: Eukaryota; Metazoa; Mollusca; Cephalopoda; Sepiida; Sepiidae. The record is from the annotation of a GenBank genome assembly.